This is a messenger RNA of Medicago truncatula (barrel medic), 2876 nucleotides long. RefSeq lists its product as uncharacterized. NCBI's taxonomy places the organism in Eukaryota, Viridiplantae, Streptophyta, Magnoliopsida, Fabales, Fabaceae. The coding region runs from base 232 to 1647 and encodes 471 amino acids. The record is from RefSeq and is a predicted model, not a curated record. The transcript is spliced from 6 exons.
GUGUAUCAUACAUAGCAGAAAAGGGACCAGUAUGGAAUUGUCCUUUCAACUUCAUAAGGAGAGUAACUUGAGGCCAGAUAUUACUGAGGUUCUAGUUUCAGCAAUUCACCCAACAGAUCCAUCAAGAGAGCUUUUAUUCAGCAGUAGUGUUCCAAAUCGCGGUAUCCCAACCCAUUCGCAUCUAAUUACAGGGCUAAUAAAACUAAAGGGGAUGUCAAACUCCGCGUUCAGAUGCAAUUGUUCCCCACCGUGCGUCCUAUUUAUUCUUUUCACAGAGAGUUUAGGCUCCAACUCUAUUGGACUAAGAAGAAGAAGAAGAUUGAUACAACAUUUUCCGAUGAGCUAGAAGCUACAGACAUCUUGUACAAGAAGGAUGCAUUUAAUUCUAGGUGGAGCAGUUAUUUGGAAAUUGCAAGUGUAGACUUCAAAAUGGACCAAAAAUCCUUUUGGAAGGGCUUGCUGAAACAUUUCAAUGGGGACUACUUGAUGGUGGAUAUCGUUCAUUCCGGUUUGUUGGCACAACCGUCAGGUGUACCUAUUUUAAUUGAACGUGGUGAGGAAGAUUUUCACCUAAUGGGUGCCAGUCUUGAUAGAGUGCAUCUUGAUAGUGUGCUUCGGAAAGCUUUACAAUUGGAGUUAUCAGCUGUGCAACAGUUAGAUGCUACGGAGCUAACUAUUCAACAUGUACUUGAUUAUAAGAAGAGUUUGUGUAGAAAUGGUUUCAUUGUUUUCCAAUUCUAUUUCUUGAAGACCAUACUAGAUACAUCUUUUGGGAAGUAUUGUCGGGAACAUCGUAGGCCUGAUACAAAUUUGCAUCCAGCAAGUAACCCAAACAUCCCGGGUGAUGGAGAAGGUGGUGGUGGUUCGACUCAUAUAGAGGAUGAACUAAAUAUUUCUUUCAAUUCUAUCGAAGAAAUUGUGACCUUAGACACUGAUGGAAGUGAAAUGGCGGUCAUUGCUAAAGGAGCUAACAGCCCGGGUGAUGGAAGUGAAAAGGCAGUGGUCAUUGCUGAUGGAAGUGAAGAGGUAGUGGUCAUUGCUGAUGGAGCUAACAGCUUGGGUGAUGGAAGUGAAGAAACCGGCAAUGAUUAUGAUGAGCUAGUUAAAUCUAUGAGGGAAAUUAUGGCUGUACACACCAGCACUCUACAAACUAUCGAAAAUGUUAUCUCUAAUUAUAGAGAUUUUAUGACAAAGGCAUUUACAAAACAUCCAACAGAGAAGUACAGUCCUAGAGUGCAGAUGGAGAUAUCUAAGUUGUACACUUACGCACAACAACAUGCUUUUAAUCAGUUUAUAAAUGUGGGUGAGGAGGACAGCAAGCUUGCUAAUUAUAUUUCUGAUAUGCAGAAAAGAAAUUUUGCUGGACCAUCUACCGCUAAGGGUGAGAAAGUCAUAAAAACCAAAGAACAAGCCGGGGCAACUGCGAAAUUGGGGGAGGAGCAUGCAUGGAAAUAUUACAAAGAAAAGUACAAGAUUUAUAGAGUUCGUUGGAUGAAUGAUCCUGAAGAAUCCUCACACCCUUGUGAUAUAUGUGUUUAUGAUAGAGCAAAUUUGCCGAUGAUUUUUAUUGAAGUGAAGACAACCGUUGUUUGGGGAAAACCUUGGUUUUAUGUCACUAAGAGGGAGUAUUCAGGAAAGAUUUUAUAAUUGCUCAUGUUGAUGAAAAGGGGGGACCAUUUAGUCUCACUGAAUAUAUUGAUCCGAGUAAUUCGAAGAGUAAGCUAAAACUAUCUAUGACACGCAUCAAAUAAGGAAUGAACUUUCAGCUUUCAAGUGAUGAAAACUUCAACUGAGAAUUGAAGUGUGUAGGGUGCUUAACCAACUGCCAAAGAAUGUUUAUAGACAAUUUCCACCUUACAACAAUGUCUCAUCACUUUGAAGGGGCUUAGAUGCAUCGGAGAAAUCUACAUUCAAGAAACCACCACGGACUCUAGACAGGUCAGCUUCAGAUCCUAUCAUAUCAAAUGUUGUGGAUAAACUCAUUAGACCCCCAUUUUUUUUUCUUACUUUCAAAUUAGGAGCAUAAUGCGAUUCAGUUGUGUAAAAUUAGAGUUCAUCUUUGCUCCAUUUAAGUUUCCUCAAUUUACUCCUUCUCAUUUUAUUGUGCAUUGGCAAGCUUUGAAGUGGGUGUUGAAGUAUUUGAAUGAGUCUUUGAAGAGCAGUUUGAAGUACACAAAAGCAGCUCAAGAGGAAGACGCUUUGGAGGGGUAUGUUGAUGCAGACUAUGCGGGCAAUGUGGACACAAGAAAAUCUCUAUCGGGUUUUGUGUUUACUCUCUAUGGCACGACUAUUAGUUGGAAGGCAAAUCAACAAUCCGUGGUGACAUUAUCAACAACUCAAGCGGAGUACAUUGCCUUUGUAGAAGGGGUGAAAGAUGCCAUAUGGUUGAAAGGUAUGAUUGGUGAGUUAGGAAUUACUCAAGAAUAUGUGAAGAUACAUUGUGAUAGUCAAAGUGCCAUUCACUUGGCGAAUCAUCAAGUGUAUCAUGAGAGGACUAAGCACAUUGACAUUCGCUUGCACUUUAUUAGAGACAUGAUUGAAUCAAAAGAGAUUGUGGUGGAAAAAAUGGCAUCGGAAGAGAAUCCGGCGGAUGUGUUUACCAAGUUGAAGAAACAUGCCAGGGCAACCCAUGUUUCUCUACUACAAUGUCCCCACUCCACCGAAAACCAGACACAAAUAUUAACAUAGCUUACAUUCAUGUUUAAAUUAAUGCUUGUUUUUUCUACUAAUCAAUCAACAGUUUUUAUAUUCCCUACUGCAUCAUUCGUUGCUUGACUUGAUUCGUCAUACAAUUUCUGUUCAUUAACAAUAUCAUGCUUGUAUUGUAACAAUGUUGACUCAUGCUCAUGAAGUAAUUUUCUUACAUCUUAGUAGGA